Solanum dulcamara is the source of this 441-nucleotide messenger RNA. RefSeq names its product zinc finger protein ZAT12-like. The transcript has a single exon. Lineage: Eukaryota; Viridiplantae; Streptophyta; Magnoliopsida; Solanales; Solanaceae. Gene Ontology annotation, biological process: response to chitin. Bases 1 to 441 code for a protein of 146 amino acids. The record is from RefSeq and is a predicted model, not a curated record.
AUGGACAUGACUUUGAAGAGAGAUAGAGUAGAAGAACAAUCGGUGGAGAAAUUUGCAAUGGAGAAUUGUAUGGAUAUAAUAAAAAGGAACGAAUUGUUAGGACGACAUAAACUACUCUUCAAAUGCAAGAAAUGCAUAAAACGAUUCAAUUCGUUUCAAGCACUCGGUGGGCACAUGACAAGCCACAAGAAUAGGGAGAUUAAGCUCAUUGCGAUGAGAACUAAUGGUGGCGACUCAUUAUCCGUUAAGCCCAAAAAACACGCAUGUUCUAUUUGUGGCGAAGAGUUCGCUAUUGGACAAGCUUUGGACGGACACAUGAGAAAACAUCGCGAUAAAUUGAAUCAACUCGAGCAGAAGAAGAUGAAGACAUUGAAGGAGAAUUCGAAGAGUGGUGAAUUAGUAGUAGCUCUUCACGACGUAGCAGACACACUAACAAAUUAA